Molecule: messenger RNA, 991 nt
Organism: Cynoglossus semilaevis (tongue sole)
Lineage: Eukaryota; Metazoa; Chordata; Actinopteri; Pleuronectiformes; Cynoglossidae
Gene: nhp2
Product: NHP2 ribonucleoprotein homolog (yeast)
Exons: 4
Coding region: 125-592 (155 amino acids)
Cellular component (GO): nucleolus
Molecular function (GO): RNA binding
Source: RefSeq, a predicted model, not a curated record
UACUGCGUCCUGGCAUCAGAGGAACCAGCGACCGUAUGUGACCACGUGGGAUUUGCCCAGUAGCGGUGGUACGAGCAGAGUUAAAUAUCUUUAAUCGAACCAUUUUCAUUCCUAACGACCAGCGAUGACUAAAAUGAAGAAGAAGGUUUCUUCCGAGUUAGAUGAAUCCAUGUCGGCCUCUGGCGGAAACGAGAAGAGUUAUGUGGAGCUGGUCGCCAACAUUAAUCCUAUCGCUCAGCCGCUGGCGUCCCGAAAACUUAGCAAGAAGCUGUAUAAGUGUGUGAAGAAAGCUGCCAAAGUGAAAAACAUCCGUCGAGGCGUGAAAGAAGUUCAGAAGUUCCUCAACAAGGGGGAGAAAGGGAUCGUAGUGUUGGCGGGCGACACGCUGCCCAUCGACGUCUACUGCCACCUACCUGUCAUGUGUGAGGACAGAAGCCUGCCUUACGCCUACAUCCCAUCAAAAGUGGAUCUUGGAUCUUCUGCUGGAUCCAAACGUCCCACCUGUGUGAUUCUGAUCAAACCCCACCAGGAAUAUCAGGAAGCUUACGACGAGUGUUUGGAAGAAGUUUCCAAUCUUCCCAAACCUCUCUGAGACAUUUGGACCAAUCAGGGUGCAGCCCUAAAGCCCCGCCCUCCCCUCUGUGAACGUCUUUGUUUUUGUUUUUUUGUACCAUGUUUCAUGAAGAAGAAAAAAAUCCGUUUUGUUUUCCCUCUAAUUCUUGCUGUUGUUGAACAGGUGGAGUCUGUCGACACCAGUCACCACAGAAGAAGAAAAUAUGACACGACCGACUUCUUUAUAUUUCAUGUUUCAUCUUUGUUUGUGCUGUAAAAUAUUGAACUGUAAAUGUUUUUAGGUGAAUAUGAUUUUUCUUUUAUUUUAGAAAAAAAAUCAACUGGAGAUUUUUCUCACAUCAAUUUUUUUUAAUUUGAUCUCAUGUGGCUUUGAUGAACGAAAAUCUGGUCAAAGAAUAAAGUGUUCUUUUUAACGUGA